Messenger RNA from Lactuca virosa, 2655 nucleotides. The record is from the annotation of a GenBank genome assembly. Lineage: Eukaryota; Viridiplantae; Streptophyta; Magnoliopsida; Asterales; Asteraceae.
AUGUAUGCAGAUGUGCACAUGUUCAUGGAAAAGUUGAAGCAGCUGAUGUACAGCAAUGAUAUUCCAGUUAUCAACAACCCAUCAAUCUUAUGUGAAACGCCUCAAUUCCAACUUCUUUAUGAAGAGCUUGGCUCCAUGAUCCAAACCCUUUUCAACAACGAACACCAAGAUCUACACAACUUUGAAAAAGUCAGAAAACUGAAGAAAAGAUUCAAAGAUGCAGCUGAAGAGGCAGAAGAUAUCGUCGAUAUCUUUCUAUCUGCUGUCCACUGUAAAAAUAAUGAGUAUUUCCCUAUAUCUGAUGUCUUUCAAACCUCUCUCCACCUUGAAUUCGUUAUGAGAUCAAUCGAGUUAACAAAGAUAGAGUUCAUUACUACGAGCAUCGAUAACAUGAAGAUGGAUUCUUCUCAAAGACCUGACACACUGCAAAUGCAAUCUGCUGGAACUUCCCGCACUAGAAAUUCAAUGGGAUCGAAGAAAUUAGCAGAAAAAGUAGUUGUGGGGUUUGAUCGUGAUGCUGAGAUAAUACGGGACAAACUUGUUGAAUAUGGAAAGCAUCUGGAUGUGGUUUCUAUUGUUGGUAUGGGUGGAAUAGGUAAGACUACCCUUGCUAACAAAGUGUUCACUGAUCCCUUUGUUGUUUAUCAUUUUUAUAUCCGUGCCUGGGUAACUGUUUCACAAACAUAUGACAAGCGGGAUCUGCUUAUUCAAGUUCUGUCAUCCAUUAAUGAUCCAUUAGAGCUUGAGAAAGCAACGGACUCUCAGCUUCAUAAAAUGUUGCACAGGAGCCUAUUCGGUCAGAGAUAUUUGAUUGUCAUUGAUGAUAUCUGGAGCAUAGAGGCAUGGGAUAAGUUGAAAUUGUUUUUCCCUGAUCAUAACACUGGAAGUCGAAUUCUUCUUACUAGUCGCCUCACAGAAGUUUCUUUGCACGCAACAUCACACGGACUCAUCCAUCAUUUAAAACAUUUGACAGAAGAACAAAGUUGGAAGUUGCUGUGUGGGAAGGUUUUCAAAGGAGAUGAAUGCCCCAAAUGGUUGAUUGAUCCUGGAAUGGAAAUUGCCAAAAAAUGUCAUGGACUACCGCUUUCUGUAGUUGUGAUGGCAGGAGUUCUAGCAAAAGAACAAAGGAACAAAGAUAUGUGGCUAAAAAUUUCUUGCAGUGUCCAUUCGUACAUGGCUAAUGACCAGAAAGGAUGUCUAGAAACAAUAGCAUUAAGUUACAACCAUCUACCUCUUCACUUGAGAGAGUGCUUUCUCUAUCUUGGAGGGUUUUCAGACUCCCGGAUCUAUUCACCAAGGUUGCUUUGGUUAUGGAUGGCUGAGGGAUUUAUACAAGAAGAUGGAAUUCGAAGCUUGGAGGAAAUUGCAAAGAGUUACAUGCUGGAUCUAGUUGACAGAAAUCUUCUAAUUGUAGAAAAAAGGUAUGUAACGGGUGAUGUCAGUCUUUGUAGGGUCCAUGAUCUUGUUAAGCAACUAUGUGUGGAAAUGGGAAAAGAAGAAAAUUUCUUCCUGAAAAUAGACUCGCAACAAUCUAAUCAUCUUUGUGAUGUAAUUGCCACACGUAAGCAACGGCGUGUGUUCACAAAUCAAGAUAUCGACAUUUUGAGUUUGUCUCAUGCGACCACCCCAAGCAUUCGAUCACUUUUGUGCUAUCAUAGGAAAACAUUCUUAACCGACAAUAUCUCAAAGUUUUUCCGUUCCUUUGCACUUCUCAGGGUGUUAAUUCUAGAAAAAUGUGAAUUGAUUGAUUUAUCCUCCGGUUUAGCAUUACUAGUUCACUUAAGGUACCUUGACAUCUGGCAGUCUUUAUUCCCGUCAUCAAUAUGUAAUUUAUGGAACCUUCAAACCCUCAUUGUUCACACAACUUAUAGUUCUAUGGUUUUACCUAGUAACAUAUCAAAUUUGGUGAAUCUGAGGCAUUUAAUCAGUAACACAGAUAUUUAUCUUCCUUCUAUUGUAAAACCUAUGAAACUGGAAGUUAUUUCGAAUGUGGUGUUUGGAGAUGGGGUAGAUAAUUUUGAAAAAUGUUUUCCCGGGAUCAAGAAUCUUACAUCUACUCUUUACUCUGAUGAGGAAAAUGACUUUGAAGUACUCCGUGGCCUUCAAAUCUUGACAUUAAUUGGGUCAGCCUUCAGCAGACCGGAAUCAACUAAGCCAAGAUUUGUUAGAGGUGAACCAAACUUGGGAAAGAAUCACAUUAGGUUCCCUGCAACACUUAAAGAACUUCAUCUUGUAAGGUGUGGUUUAGCGUGGAGCGACAUGUCGAUCAUUCAAUCGUUACCUAAUCUAGAGGUUCUCAUACUAGAAGACAAUGCCUUCAAGGGAAUGAUUUGGGAAACAGGUGAGGAGGAGUUUCAACAACUAAAAUUCUUGAGACUUGAAGAGUUAAAUAUCAAACAUUGGGAAGCCACAAGUAUCAACUUUCCAUGCCUCAAACGACUAGAGGUGCUGAAUUGCGUUCAUCUAGAAGAUAUACCCCUUGAAUUAGGGGACAUCUCAAUGCUUGAGUAUAUUUACGUUUUGAAUUGUGGUGUUUCUCUUCUCGUAUCCGUUCAAAAUAUACGACAGGAGCAAGAUGAUGUGGGAAACUAUGAACUGAAGAUCUUUGUUGAUGGAAGGAAACUGCGCUCUUGUGAAUCCAAUCAUGAAGAUUAA